GCAUCGUUGGUUUUCCCGCGCCAUGGCCGCCUUCUCUGUCCACGAUAUGCCAAUGGAUGCCACUGAAGCGCAAAGGUACUGGACGCCCUACAUCGAUACAUCACAAUCCAACGGGGCCACGCAUCCUCACGUCGCACAUCCAUAUCAAGGUGGUUCACAGGAAGCUCCCAUGGGAUUCUCCAUGGGGAUUCGAGACGACUCGACAAAGAAAAAAGUCGCUCUGAGACAUCGCAUGACACGAAAAGCCAUCUCAAAGAAGUUCCCCGCCAAUGCACAACAAGGCCCGUGGACUAGUGCCCCAAACUCUGCAACGUCAUUCAAUGUCCAGACAUCUAGCUACGCCACCAACACGACAGCAGGUGACUCACGCAGGAGAGACGAUCCACCACCACCACCACCUUCAUCGUCAACCCAUGUUCCUCAGACAUCACCGCCACCGUCGUUCGUGCCAUUCACAGUUCCCAUGAGCACACCAGCAGCGUUCCCUCGUUCUUCUCCAGCGUUUGAGCCCACCACUUUCCCUCACGAGCCGCCGCCGACAUCAUCGUCCAGUUUUCAGUUUCACAUGGGCGUGCCCCCCGCGGUCGCAUCCAAUGGCCGCCGCAAACGACACUACGAAAUCCGACGCCGGCUUCGGAAGGAGCGACCUCCUCCUUGUACGAAUCAAGAAAUCCCCUCAUCAACAACUCCUUCAACGACCCCCGGCGAGUCUUUUGCAUUUGACAUUCCUCUGCCUCCCUCCCCGAAACAAGACCACAACGACAUGCGUGUCGACGACGAUUUGAGGCAUGGCUUCAACGAAAUUCACAUUGUCGACCCUCCAAUUGCUGAACGACCAGAGCCGACUGACCCCGCCGCUCAAUCGACGCCCACCCUGGUCUUAACCCCAACCGAGUUGGCGCGGCGCUUCUGCGUCCAACACACGACCCACCCCCCGCCGCCAUCGCCCGGCCUCUGCGCCUCUCGUUGUUGGGAAUGCAAUGCUGAGUUUGUGUCCGCGUACAACCACCUAACGUACUGCUCGACGUGCUCUAAAAGUCACAACAUGUGUGCGGUCCGUGCUUGCAACCUCCCACUGGCAUCCGUUCGACGUGUGGCGAAGGCCGCGCCUUCGUCCGGACGACGGCCAAGUCAGCGACCAGCGGCAGCCACCCCGCCCCCACCGCCUCCCCCAACUCCCCCAGAGUGGUUACGAUUCAAGGAGCAAGGGGGGAAGGCCUACACCGGCGGUGACUUCGCCUCGUCCAUCGAGCUGUACUCGGCUGCACUUGAUGCACUGGAAAACGAGGUUCAAAGGUCGCCGCCUCGACCAGAACUGCAGGCGGAAAAAGCCAAACUGCUGUCGAAUCGCGCGGCGGCGCUGGAGAUGGUGGACAAGGUCCAAGAAGCGCUGCACGAUAGCAUCGCGUCCGUCCAACUCGACCGCACAUACCUUCGGGCGCAUUUACGUGUGGCCAAAUGCUGGCUUCUAUUGGGUAAGACCAAAGACGCCAGGGAGGCGUACCGGCACGUGGACGUGAUGCUGCGCGACCUAGACCCAUCCCGCCAUCAUCCGCAGCUGGAGAAAUACCAAGCGCAGUGGCACGAAGGGCACGUCGCCGUCCGGUCGCUCGAGUCGCUCGUUCGGCAAUUCAACCGAUACACAAUUGCCAACGACACCGAGGCGGCCCUUCGCGCAACGGAGGCCGCGAUGGUGAUCGCCAUGGCCAGUCGGGAGCUCCGUGUGCAGAAAGUCACGUUGCUCUUGACCUUGUGUGAAUUCGCCAAGGUGGAGGAGUACUGUACAGGGCUGGUUCGAAAUGGCGCGUCGGGUGGGGUAACGUCACUCGGCAUUGAAAUGGCCGUGCUGUAUUGUCGAGCGUUGCACUACGACGACAAGUCGGAGAAAGCUCUCGAAGAGUUGCACCAACUGCUUCGAGCCGCGCCGACCAGUGUCGACGUCUUGAGCGUGAAACGUCUGUGGGAGUUGAUGGCAGAUGUGCGUCUGGCUGCCAACGACGCGUUCAAGCGUGGCGACUACAGCAGAGCCGAGUUGCUCUACACCAAGGCGCUGUCGUUAGACGAGAACCACCGCAGGUACAAUGCGUCGAUCCUUGGCAACCGAGCUGCGGCGUACAUGGCACUCAAUCAGUACGACAAGGCCGUCCAAGACUGCAACGCAGCCUUACAAUACCACCCCGUGUACUUCAAGGUCCUCCUUCGACGGGCGAGGUGCUACUACACCCAGAAUCAUUACAAGGAAAGCGUGGCAGAUUUUGACGAGUACAUGGCCAAAGCCAAGAUGGCCCCCGACGACCUGCGACACGUUCGUAGAGAGCGCGACCAAGUCCAGAAGGACUGGGACAGAUCCAAGUAUCAUCGUCGGAAUGGCUGGGACGACGACUUUUAUUAUUCGUCGCACCAACGAAGACCCAAGGCACGGCACAGGAGCAAGGCACACAAGUAUGCAGGGGACCCCUAUGAACAAGCCCCGCCAAGGCCGCCCUAUGUCCCGCCACUAACUCAUUACCAAGUGCUACGAGUGCCCAGCACUGCGACCCAGGCGGAGAUCAAAAAGUCGUACCGGAAGCUAGCCCUUCUGUACCAUCCAGGUGCUUGGGUUUCUUAUGACGUGUUCUAACUCGGAUAUGUAGACAAAGCCAAAACCACACAAGACGGAGAACUGUUCAAGGACAUGUCGGCCGCCUACGCAGUUCUGUCUGACGAGCAGCUCAAAGCCACGUACGACAAGGAGCUGCGAUACAGUGGCCAUUAUUAAUAGUAUUGUACUGUCGUACUCCAUCUGCUCCCUUUAUCUGGAGCGAAUCAGACUUCAGGCGUCAUGUACUCCUCUAAAAAAUACCAAAUCCUUGAAACACA
Messenger RNA from Aphanomyces astaci, 2859 nucleotides. RefSeq lists its product as hypothetical. Gene Ontology annotation, molecular function: protein binding. NCBI's taxonomy places the organism in Eukaryota, Oomycota, Saprolegniomycetes, Saprolegniales, Verrucalvaceae. Bases 23 to 2620 code for a protein of 865 amino acids. The transcript has 7 exons. The record is from RefSeq and is a predicted model, not a curated record.